CAACGGCUCUGGUAAACAGGAAUUGUGGUAACCAUAGCAACUUUCGAACGCGUUCAGCCAAUCACGUCGCUAUCCUGUCGGCGUAGGUUCUCCAUAGUGACGCGCUACGCCAUCUUGCAUUCAGCGAGCGUCGAGCUCAACAGAAACGCAGUUCGCGCUCCGCCGCUACACCAAGUGAGAUCUCGGAGAGAUGAACAGUCAGAGCGCCCGCAACGAAACGGCAGCUGCCGCGGUUAACGGCUCGGAUUCAACGGCAGCGGCUCCCCGAGACCGCAAACCCGGAGGCGGUGUUCUGAAAAGGCUGAAAUCGCGACGAAAUCAAGUGGACCGACGGCCUGUAACGGAGGAAGAGCUGCGGGCGCUGGGGAGAGACAUCACUCCGGAUGAAGUUUUGGGACUCCGCGCAGUCACUCGCGACUAUUUGUGUAAACCAGAGGACAACAUCUACAACAUUGACUUCACACGGUUUAAGAUCAGAGACCUGGAGACGGGGACUGUCCUUUUUGAGAUUGCCAAACCGCCACAGUGUGACCUUGAUGAGGAGGAUGAGGAAAACGGAGAGGUUGACACCAGUGCCGGGCGCUUUGUUCGUUACCAGUUCACACCUGCGUUCCUUAAGUUACGCACAGUUGGAGCCACGGUGGAGUUCACAGUUGGCGAUCGACCUGUUACCAAUUUCAGAAUGAUUGAGAGGCAUUAUUUUCAAGACCGCCUCCUGAAGAGUUUCGACUUUGACUUUGGCUUCUGUAUCCCGAACAGCCGGAACACGUGUGAACAUAUUUACGAGUUUCCUCAGCUCCCAGGUGACCUCAUUCGAUUGAUGACUGAGCACCCGUAUGAGACUAGAUCAGACAGCUUCUACUUUGUGGACAACAAACUCAUCAUGCACAACAAAGCAGACUACGCUUACAACGGGGGCCAGUAGUGCCUCUUCAACAGGAAACCUGACGAUUGUUUGUUGGAGUGACCGUGUGGUUUUGCGUGGAAUGCAAAUACAGGAACGCAACACACAGUGUUGUCCACCAGCAUUACGAUCUGGCUCCAUCGACCCACCCAACUGGAAAUGACCUUCCCUCAGUGAAGUUCCUGCACUCCAUAGACUGCACGCACUACUUGUGGGUUUGGCCAAAAAAGCGGAGCCUUUCUCCUCCGCCACACUUGACUAGCCGGAACUGAAGAAUUGUCCUGUCAUCCUGCUUUAGGGCGACUACAAUAGAGGAGUUUUGUUUUGUGACCUUUGCUGUCUUACUUCUUGCACCCACCACCUUUUGUCCUGUUUUGUGAGAUUUUUAAAACUCUGGAGUUGUAACAAACUAAAUCUUGAAUGUC
Messenger RNA from Sinocyclocheilus rhinocerous, 1329 nucleotides. RefSeq names its product protein unc-119 homolog B-like. The transcript is spliced from 5 exons. Gene Ontology annotation, cellular component: cilium. The record is from RefSeq and is a predicted model, not a curated record. Gene Ontology annotation, biological process: lipoprotein transport; cilium assembly; nervous system development. The coding region runs from base 191 to 925 and encodes 244 amino acids. NCBI's taxonomy places the organism in Eukaryota, Metazoa, Chordata, Actinopteri, Cypriniformes, Cyprinidae. Gene Ontology annotation, molecular function: lipid binding.